CUAGUUGAAAUUCCCGAGGAUGACGACGAUGGAGGCUCUGGUGUGCCGGAAACUGGGCGACCCGACACAACACAUAUCAGACGGAGGAGCGGAGAAAGCGAUAGUGGUGGAGAAGAACCACCCAAUUCCGGAAUUGGUUUCUCCGACAUCGGUGAGAGUGAGAGUGAAAGCUACGAGCUUGAACUACGCCAAUUAUCUGCAGAUACUGGGCAAGUACCAGGAGAAGCCGCCCCUCCCUUUCAUCCCCGGAUCCGACUAUUCCGGGACCGUCGACGCCGUCGGACCCGCCGUCUCCAAGUUCAAAGUCGGCGACCCUGUUUGCUCUUUUGCCGCCCUCGGCUCUUUCGCCCAGUUCAUCGUCGCCGAUCAGAAAGAGCUGUUUGGAGUGCCGGAGGGGUGUGAUCUGGUGGCUGCCGGUGCACUGCCUGUUGCGUUUGGGACCUCGCACGUGGCGCUUGUUCAUAGGGCCAAUUUGUCCUCCGGUCAAGUAUUGCUGGUUCUUGGUGCAGCUGGAGGAGUUGGCCUUGCGGCCAUACAGAUUGGCAAGGUUGUGGGAGCCAUUGUUAUCGCCGUAGCUAGGGGAGCUGAGAAGGUGGAGUAUUUGAAGCAAUUGGGGGUUGAUCAUGUGGUGGACUCGAGCAGCGAAAAUGUUAUCCAAAGUGUGAAGGAUUUCUUGAAAUCCCGAAAGCUUAAAGGGGUUGACGUUUUGUAUGAUCCGGUUGGAGGCAAGCUUACGAAAGAGGCCAUGAAGGUUUUGAGUUGGGGAGCCAACAUUUUGGUCAUAGGCUUUGCAAGUGGAGAGGUCCCUGUCAUUCCUGCAAAUAUUGCGCUCGUUAAGAACUGGACAGUGCAUGGACUUUACUGGGGUAGCUACAAAAUACAUCGACCAGGUGUUCUUGAAGAAUCACUCAAGGAGCUACUGUCCUGGGUGGCAAGAGGCUUGAUCAGCGUCCACAUUUCUCAUGCUUAUCGCCUGCCCGAGGCUAAUCUUGCUUUCGCUGCCAUCAAAGAUAGGAAAGUCAUUGGAAAAGUGAUGCUUGUUCUCGAUGACGAGAGAAGUGCAAGAUCAAAGCUUUAACUGGAUCAGAAUUCAUCCGGGAUGGCGGAGCCUUGUAAUCGUUGGCACUUCAAAUCCAGAAACUUUCGUAAUGUGUUAAGCGUAGUUUACCAUUUGAUCAGAUGAUGACAGAAAAUCAAAUAAGAUCUGUUUGAUCGUACGAUGAUAGAAAAUCAAAUAAAGUCUGAUGGUUCGGGCCGCCAA
This is a messenger RNA of Pyrus x bretschneideri (Chinese white pear), 1261 nucleotides long. RefSeq names its product quinone oxidoreductase-like protein 2 homolog. Gene Ontology annotation, molecular function: oxidoreductase activity; zinc ion binding. The record is from RefSeq and is a predicted model, not a curated record. Lineage: Eukaryota; Viridiplantae; Streptophyta; Magnoliopsida; Rosales; Rosaceae. The transcript has 6 exons. The coding region runs from base 20 to 1078 and encodes 352 amino acids.